Paramuricea clavata is the source of this 1308-nucleotide messenger RNA. The record is from the annotation of a GenBank genome assembly. NCBI's taxonomy places the organism in Eukaryota, Metazoa, Cnidaria, Anthozoa, Malacalcyonacea, Plexauridae.
AUGACUGAUAGUUCAUGUCAGACAAAUAAUCAGACAGCGAACGAACGCUGGGGCCUUAAUCAUUCAUGUCCAUUGGAUCAAGUUACUAGUGAUAUUGAGAGUCUAAAAUCUAAAAUGUCUACCCUUCAGUCGUCAGUUUUGUCUUUUGAAAAUGUACUCAAAGAUCAUGACACGAUAUUAACUUUAUAUAACAGAGCGGCGGAUUUAAACGAAAAAUAUUUAGUUGAAAUAAAUGAGAAAACAGGAUACAUAAAUUCUCUUGAACAAAAGCUAAUUAAAAUCGAGGAAGAAAGAGACUCUCUGCAGCUCGCGACAAGGCUUAUUGCACAAGACAAACUUUGUCAACAUAGGGGUAAUAGUGUCGGUUGCCAGUGCCGCAAAAGCAACCCCGUACCAUGGCAAAAAAUUCCUAAUAGUAAUAAAAACUUUCAUAAAACUAACAGUGGAAGUCAACCACAAAUAACGUACAAUAGAUAUGAAUGUCUAAUUGAUGAGGACGAAAUUGCUGAAGUUGUUCAGCCGGAACAAUCGGCACAAUGCCCACCGGAGCACACAAGCCAUCCUACUGGUAAUGAAUGUCUAAUUGUUGAGGGAGAAACUGAUGAAAUUGUUCAGCCGGAACAAUCAUCACAAUGCCCACCUGAGCAAACGAACCAUCCCACUGGUAAUGUUUAUCAAAAUCCUAAUCGUCCUGGAGACCAAAGUGCAAGACCGUGUGUUGUCUUAAUCGGCGAUUAUAUCAUUAAAAACAUCAUUCCACAGAAGCUGUCGCAGAAAAGAAUGCAUAAAUUUACAUACCCAGGUAAAUCAGCGGACGAAAUAGAGUUUGAAAUACGCAAUAUAGAUCAAAACCUAGCGCCCUCUCAUGUUAUAUUACACUGUGGAACAAACAAUCUUCCAACAGACGACCCAAAUGUUUGCAUCAAAAAACUUGAAGAUCUGUGCUCGAGAGUGCAAGGCAAAUUUCCCAAUGCACAAAUCGGAGUGUCAACUAUCACAUGUAGAAAAGACCUUCAAUUAGCAAAUAAAAUUGAAGAGGUCAAUAACAAGAUCAAAGACAUGUGUUCUCGUAACGGCUAUAAUAUUAUACUUCAUAAUAAUAUAAAUGAGACAUGCCUGAACAAUAGUAAGCUGCAUCUAAACGCAAAGGGAACCGCUUUACUUGCAGUAGGAUUUAUUAAGUUCCUACGUGGACGGCAGUUUUCUCCACCACAACAACAUCACAACUAUUCUAAAAAUUUUCACUUAGAAGAAACACUUCACCAAAUAGAGAAAACUCUGAAAUAUCUAACGACACGAACUCGAUAG